This is a messenger RNA of Sphaeroforma arctica JP610, 1388 nucleotides long. RefSeq lists its product as hypothetical. The annotation marks the transcript as partial. Lineage: Eukaryota; Ichthyosporea; Ichthyophonida. The transcript is spliced from 2 exons. The record is from RefSeq and is a predicted model, not a curated record.
AUGUCCUACCCCCGCCAAAGUCGUAGACAGCAACUCUUGAAUCCUGAGCGCCGCAAGGAAGAUGAUAUCGACCGACGUGGAACUAAACGCCGUCAGUCCCAUACGGAACGCUCCGCUCCGCACUCAGGUCAGGCUCUGGAGGGGCAACAACAGACACAUCUUGGGGCUCCACACCCUGUUUCCGCGGACGACAAGCAGCCACCAACAGCAAACAAAGAUGGACCUGUACAGUCUGACGAGGAUGUCAUAUUCGAGGGUGAGACCAAGGAAGUGCCCGACCUGCGUGUAGACAGCAGUCAGACUUUUAUUGGUGAACAGGUAGCCAGUAAAGGUUUGUCCUUUCGUUCGUCUCCGGGUACUCCAGGGGCCUUAUCCCCCAGUAAUGACCAACCACGCCUCCCACCUAACAAGCGGAGGCAUCACCGGCGCCGUACCAACAACAAGGAAACGGCACGGGAACAAUCGUCAGAAGCUCACGGAGCUGAUGGCACACAGCAGUCUCUAUCUUGGAAAAAUACGAACAGAGGGCCGGCCGCUAAGGGGAGAUCUUCUGACGCACACGAACGGGUAGAGGCAGUACCAGAGGACGAAGACAACCCUACCUUCCGAAUCCAAGGCUGUAAGCGUCCGUACCAUGGACUCGGGUACAAAUCUCCAGGGUCAGAAGACCGUUCAACCGAGGAGGAGGAUACUCUGUCUGCCAGUGAGAACACACCAACUUUUCAAGAGUUCGCACACGAACAAGUAUUAGCCAGACAGAACCCUCAUGGUAAGGAGGCGGUGAAGAAUAGACAGGAUCGAUUAAGUACGAACCUGCGCCAACAACAGCAACGCCAGUGGGGCGAGAAAGAAGCGCCCAGUGAAUAUGUACAGACACCUAAACGGCAAGAGAAGGAGACACCACUGCCUCCACCUACACCGGCUAGUAUCGAGAAAAGCCGGCAGGCGCUACACGCACGGAUACUACAAUUAAGUGACGAGCUAUGCCAAGCAAUCGAGGAGAAAAACACGACUCGAGCUGAAGCUCUUCGGGGUGUAAUUGAGACACUUCGAGCUACAUUAGAGUCCCUACCAGUAGAGAAGCGUCCCGUACCUUCACCACGUACGUGGCCUGAUUGGCCGUCGAACAGAUACUACCUACAUGAUAUUAUGGAACGGGACACAAGAGGGGCUCUCCUCGAGGCGUUCAAGAACGCACAAAUCGCAGGGUUGGACGAGAGUUGGAACCUUACAUGGUUUCAUAAGGUACUAUCUUACUUCAAGGCGGAGAAGUCAACACUGGACUACAUCCGCGACAAUUCUGAACGGUUGAAGACAUGGACACCUCAGCUACAGAUCGAACAGAUCUGUUCGCACGAAACACAAGCCACUGUCGACCAAGGGCCAAA